This is a messenger RNA of Folsomia candida, 3483 nucleotides long. RefSeq lists its product as uncharacterized. The coding region runs from base 731 to 2245 and encodes 504 amino acids. Gene Ontology annotation, biological process: endoplasmic reticulum tubular network organization. The record is from RefSeq and is a predicted model, not a curated record. The transcript has 11 exons. Gene Ontology annotation, cellular component: endoplasmic reticulum membrane; cytoplasmic microtubule; endoplasmic reticulum tubular network. NCBI's taxonomy places the organism in Eukaryota, Metazoa, Arthropoda, Collembola, Entomobryomorpha, Isotomidae. Gene Ontology annotation, molecular function: microtubule binding.
UUAUACAAAUCUCAUCCUAUUUACUCUGCUGCUGAGCAUUGUGGUUUAGUCGUUUAAACCAGCAGCAGCAAAUGGUAGUUGAGCUUCGUACAUUUGUGUGUACGAGAUAGGUAAAUAGAGAGAAGAGAUGCAAAUAAAAAUAGUUGGAUGCAAACCCUCGCAAUUUUCCUGUUAGUUAGUUAGUUACUUGUGUAUAUUAUUAUUAUGGUGUGUGUCCGUUGUUCUUCGUCGUCGUCGGUUUGCUAAAUACGUUUAGUUUUGCAUUUUGCAUCUCUUCGUCUUCUUUUGCACGGAGGAGGUGCAUGGUUGUGAGAGACACGUAGAAUUAUUGAUAUUUUUAUUUUUAUUUGUGAGACGGAGACAAAACAUGGACUUUUGUGAAUAGAGGACGAGAGAGCCCUAGGUUUAGUAAAAAAAAAAGGAACCUUAAUAAUAACAAAAUAGUGGAAGAAAUCACUAUCCGAGGCUCCCUGUCCUUCUAGUCACACAACCGAACGAACGAGAAAAAGGACCCAAGGGACCCACUUUUCAACGUAAAGUUCGUCUUGCCACAGUCGGAGAGGAUUGGAUCGCACAACCAGAGAGACGACGACGACUUUUUUAAUUGGCAUAAUUAACUAACUAACUAACCUUCAAAUUUCGAGUUAUUCAGCGUCGAGUGGUUCCCACUUCUACCCUUUCUCGGGGGGGUUUUUCUUACAAGGAUAACAGGAAAUCAUCAAGAGCAGCCAUGAUUGCCUACUUCCUCUCAAAGCUCAUCAUGAUUUUCUACGGCAUGCUCUACCCUGCGUACUGUUCGUACAAAGCUGUGAAGACCAAAGAUGUCAAAGAGUAUGUUCAUUGGAUGAUGUACUGGAUCGUGUUUUCAAUCUUCAGCGUCUUUGAAGUUUUUGCUGAUACGUUUGUAGGCUUGUGGUUUCCGUUUUACUACGAAAUCAAGAUCCUGUUCAUGAUCUGGCUACUUUCUCCGACCACGCGGGGAGGUAGUACUUUGUAUCGGCGGUUUGUUCACCCAUUCUUCACCAAACAUGAACCUGAAAUUGAUGGAUAUCUUACCGAGUUCAAGCUCCGAACAUCCAGUCUGAUUGUACAAUGGGGUACAAAAGCAUUUUCGUACGCUACCAAUUUCAUUACGACACAGGUGCUCAGGGGUGGACUUACUGACCAAACCAUGAUGACAGUAACCAAAAGUUACAGCUAUGAAAAUUUCGGUGCGUCAGCCGACAUGAAUCGGAACAAUUACCCUAUUCUUCCUCCUAUGGAUGAGCUUGAUAAUGGUCGAGUUGAACUGCCUUCCGAUAUGGACACUGCAUUUACCCGUGAGCGACCAGCCCCACGCCAACGCAAUUUGUACACCUCUACCAAUUUCUACGGCUCUGUAGAUGAGCAGCUUGGAAGAAUGGCCGAAAUUUCAAAGCCCUACUCCAUGAUGGAUUUGACUGAACAAGACGAUGAGCCCAUGCCUCCACCCAAAGUUCGCUCCGGCUCACGAAAGAAGAAAGAGUUUGGGAAGUUUUCGGUCAUAGCUGGACCGGAGAUGGGUGGAAUGCCCGUUGUGUUCUGGGGUCAUCCUGACAUGACCAGUCCAAUAAUGUCUACACCAUUUUCUCCUCAAGAGUUUUCACGCAUACCUUUCCAAUUUCAUGGAGGAAACCAAAUUUUAUGCGCUCCAGCACUAAUGAAAAAGCAACAAACAGGCUUCCAACAUUUUCAAGAAACUUUAACUCAUAUAACUGACGACGAGGAUGAAAGCGAAAGUGACAGUAGCAGUGAGAGUUUUUUUGAUUGUGACAGUGACAACCAUUCUAAAAAGGAUAAGAUCGGAAGUAGCAGUGGUAGCGAUGGACGUUCAUCCGUAACACCUAAAGUUCAUGUUGUUUCUAAAACCGUACUUAAAGAAUUUGUUGGUAGUGAGCCCUCCUCCUCUUCUUCCGCUGUGCCAUUGAGGAAAAAGAGGUCAGCGGAUCCCCAGCAGCAGCAGCAGGGCCUUACUCCUAGUAAUAGUGGUACAUUUCAAAAACGAAACUCGGCGUCCUCCUUAGACAGUCUUGACAGUAGUGGUGGUACUGCUAGUGCUAAACCUAAAGUAAAAAAAAGUUUGAGCCAACAUGAACCGAAAUUUGUGAAAGCUCCCAUUUUAUCAUCGUCCUCAUUCAGUCGAGUUUUUAGCCCCUUUUCACCCACUGUGAAAAAAGGGAGCAGUCCAACUCCAAGUAGUAGCAAUCGAAACUCGAAGGAAUACUAGUUUUCAAUCAGAGUCAGAGUCAAUGUUAGCGUGGGUGCUGAUGCAAUUAAUUAUUACGUAUUACGCAAUUCAAGAAAACUUGUACGGAACCCUUCCUCGAACCAAGCGAACCAAUCGACGAACUACUAAGCAGCAAUAAGACUUAUUUCUCCAUCCUCUUUAUAAAUACUCCGUCCGAUCCAUUACAUACACAAAGCAACAAAAAAAACUAGCACAAUAAGUGUUAAGAACCGUCCUUCAAGUGCCUUGUUGAUUCUCACUAAUUUCUCAAUUAUUUAUUUGAGUGUAGAUAGAUACACAGUCCAAAAUUGUUAUACGCAACUCUCGACUGUUGUGAUAUGUGAUAUUACUUAUACAAUACUGAUGCUAACAUCGUUCAACCCGCACCGAUUUCUAAUACCAUUUGUACCCACGAUAAAGCGAUAACAAAUUUUUAUGUAUAUCAAUAAAAGGCGAUUCGUCAAGUUAGCUUUUUAAAGAAAGAACUGUUCAUAGGAUUAGUCAAUGCGUGCUUGAUUUUUUUGCAGAAUCUCAUCUGUCAUAAAUGAAUACCAAGCAGAUCGCGAUUUCUUAUCGUAGUACAAAAAAAUUAGGCAAUGCCAGACUAGCAGAAAGUAUAGCAAGCAACAAUCGAUGAUGAUGAUGCAUCAUCAUAAUGAUAUCUCUUUACCGUAAUUCUCAAUACGAGCUACCUAUCCAUCCUUGUCAAUAUAUAGUUGUGACUGAUAACGUAGGGUCUCUUAGGUUUAAGGGUUGACAAUAAUUUUCAUGCAAAAUGAUUUGAUCCUCCUCCUCCUCUAUUUUUAGAGUUUGGAUAGAAAUAGUGAUACUAUUCGCAAUAAGUUGUAAUUUAUAAAUAAUUUAUGCUAGGUACAAGUUUAAACUAUUUUUCCACUUCCAUUUUUCCCCUGUUCUGUAAAUGCACUAUAUAUUUGUCUUGCGUUUUUUAUUACAAACAUGUAUCUCUAGUUUACUGGAUGUAUGCAUAUGAAUACUUAUGACAUAAAUUUAUCCAAGUGCGUAAAGUAAAUGACAUGCUAAAUAUAUAUCAAUCACCUCCUUCUUUUCCAUUUAUUCCACGUUACAUUACUACCGUUUGUGACUUGGUAAUGGAAACAAUGUGUAUCUACAUACUUAUUUUUAUCGCAGUCACUUAAUAAAGAUUGAAUUGUUACGUUAGGUGAUUUUAAAUAGAUAAAUAAGCGAAAUAAUAAAAGGUGCAAUGCAAACAGAAAAAA